Molecule: messenger RNA, 8381 nt
Organism: Xyrichtys novacula (pearly razorfish)
Lineage: Eukaryota; Metazoa; Chordata; Actinopteri; Labriformes; Labridae
Source: the annotation of a GenBank genome assembly
AUGCCAUCUAGAGAGUCCUACGAGGUUCACAAAGAAGAGAAGUCCCUGGUGCAAAAGGCCAAGCGAGAGGCCAAUCAGGAGGAUAUUCUGGCUGCAGCUCUGGGGAUGAGGAUGGGGCCACAGAAACCUCCAGCCACUUUCUGGCAGCCGCUUAAACUCUUCGCCUAUUCACAGCUCACCUCACUGGUGCGCAGAGCUUCACUGAAGGAGAGCGAGCGGGCGCCCAGAUCUGAGAAAGUCCACAACUUCAAGGUAAGAACUUAAUAACUCCUGCUCUGUUUUUUUUUUCUCUUUCUAAAUCAGUACUUUAAUUUCAUCAUGUGUGGCCUGAGGGCUCUUGUGGGAAAUGAAAAGAGGAGGAGGGAAGGGGUGCUACAGUGUGGGAGAGAGAGGGGAUGAAAAACAGAGCUGUUUUAGUCCAUCCAGUGAGCCUUUAUCAAAAGAAAAUCUGUUGGGUGGUCUGUGGAGCACUGCUGUUAGUUUGAGCAGCAGAUGGAGAGAUUAGGCGGAUGGAGAGGGGAAACAGUGGAGGAGUGUUUCCCUGUUUGGCUGCUGCUCUUUCUGCUAGUUUAGCUGGUUAAUGAAGGAGAGCAGCAGGUGAAAAAAAUAUGAUACUUAUGAAACUCUUUCAGCUGUUUUUAUGCCUUCACUACUACAGAUUUAACCACUUAAAGAAUAUAAACAGAUUAUAGUACAUGUGUUUGUACGACAACAUGAUAAAAAUGGCAUUUUAAAUCUACAAAAACAGCUAGUCUCUAAAGUGAGCCUUUCAGACACUCAGACGGUUCACAGUUAUUAAUUAAAAUACAGUUUGACCUAUUUAUUCAGAAGCCCAGCCUUUCAAGUUAAUUAAUCCUGCAGUUCAUGUUUCUACCAACUGUUCUCUUGACAUGUAAACAGGCAGUAUGUUUACAUGUAAAAGACAGAUUAAUUAUAUCAUACAUGUUGAUUACAGUUUCAUUUGACCUCACAGACAUAUAGAGCCUUCUUACAUGUUCCCAAAUGAUAUUCUGUCAGGAUGGAUUAAAUUCAGGUUGUAUGUGGUUAAACAACAGAAAAAAAAGUCCAUCAUUUUGAGGUGGGAGAGUUGAAAUUUUCAAUCUUUUCAGGGAACUCCAGACUAAAAUCAGAUUAACUGGUGCAUCCAAUUUCUGAUUGAUUGGUAUUUCAAAAGCAAUAUGAACAUCUUGGUGUAAAUCAUCAAACAGUAUGUAGUCUGAGAGGGAUGAAUUCAUGUGUGUCAAACAGGACUCCUGAGUUGCUGUAAACAUGAACAGUAACACCAGGUGGCAUCCCUCCAGGUGAUUAGUGUUGCCAUAAUAUGAGUGCUGCUGCUGUGUCUCUCCUCUCUGAUUGGCUGAGCUGUUGUUACCUGGUGGGAUGUGCGGGGAAUCCCUUUCCUGUCUCCAUAACGAAUCUCCCUGACAACUUGCACCUUCACCCGAGUGAAAGUGUCAAAUCUGUGUCGUGCCAUGAUGGCUGCACCCCUCUUAGAGCUGUCUCUCUGUGGAUGUGUUUUUGAACAACAACCCUCCUCCUCCACACACUCCUAAUCCUCCUCCUACACCUCAUUUAAGAUGGCAGCACCCACUGGUCUCCUGGACAGCUAGAAAAAGAAGACCCCCUCCUUUCUCUUUCUGAGGUGCCAUUGCUUUUCCUCUUCAUCACUAAUAUAAGUCACCGUCUCUCUUUCUCUCUUUCUGCUGCAGGUUCACACCUUCAGGGGGCCGCACUGGUGCGAACACUGUGCCAGCUUCAUGUGGGGACUGAUGGCUCAGGGAGUCAAAUGUGCAGGUACACACUCUCUUAUAUAAACCCCUGCAAACAAAGUGAGCAUCCUCCUAUCUGGGUUACUUGGUUUUGAGUACAUCUGGAGCAGGAUUAUUAAAGUUUAAUCCACAAUCCCAACAGUGGUUUGUGGAUUAGAGGGUUGUAUAACACAUUGAAAUAAGGGCUGCAUUGCAAUGUGACAAACGUUUAACACCAUUUAAAUACCCGAUUAUUGACCUCUUUAUUCCUCACUUUGCUGUGGGAGUGGAAUAGAGGAAUGAGGUCCAUCACAAUCACUGUUGCCAGAAUAUUAAAAAAUCCAAAUCUUCUCUAAUCUUUUGGGGAAUUAUGACUAGAUAUUUUUUGUCUAGCUCUGGGCUUGUUUCUUUUUUUUAUUUUGUUGUCAAUGCAAGUGAAACAAAGGGUAGCUCUGUUUCCACUUUCAUGGUUUUAAUGGAUGAACAUUUGCUUCAUUUGGACUAAGCAUGCAAGAGUCGGCUCAAAAAACAAAAAUAGUCUGUUCAAGGCUCGGUUAUUUUUCUCCAGUGCUGCAACUCACUCCACAUUUAGAGUCUAUUUUGUACAAUAUUCCCCUGCAAUCAAAGUAUAUGAUGGCUGUACCAUACACAUAUUCAGUUGUGUUGUAGUCAGGUUAUUGCUUCUGUUACAUUUUCCUCAUUUCUUGUCAAAAUCUCAGAUUAAAUUACUGUUUCACUGCAGUUGUAGUCAGAAAUCCUUCCACAUCCCAGAAUGGAGCGCUAAUACAGCCUAGUGCGCGUCUUUGAUGUUUUAUUGAUGAAACAAAGUGUGUCACACAAAACUGCGCAAGCUCUGCCAUCAAUUAUUAAUGCCUUGAUUUCAGAAGCUGACAACAAUAGACAGAAAACGCACAUAAUAUUGGAGCCAAUCUUUAUAAACUCAUAUCCUGCCAUUCCUUCAGACUCGACCACAGCGAGCAGAAUCUAGGGCAGAGAAGUCUCACAUGAUGCUCACAUUUGCAUACCAAAAAGAAAAAAAUCUCCUCCCACCCCCUUUUUUUUCCCCUUUUUUGUAUGUGUGAACCGGUUUUGGCUGAGCGCCAGGAAGCCAGCCUCUGCUUGUGCUUGUUGUGCCACAUUUCCUCAUCAGAGUACGCCCCCCACAGCCUCGUCCCAUCAUGCCCGUGAAGGAAAACAAAGCUGGCAUGUCUCUUUAAUGAGGAGCAGAGCUGGGAGCGUGAGGAAAGAGCUCCAUUUCCACACACAUUAAAAUUCAGUGGCUUCAACCGAGGAGCUGGGUCAAGCAGCUCAACCCUUCUUUAACUGGGAUACUUAGAGGUGAAACUCAACCAUCGAACAAAUACAAGUGCCGCUUUUUUGUCUUUCAAAUCCAGCCUGAAAGAAACUGGUUUGAACUGGAAACUCUGGAGAUGAUGUGCUGAUAAGAAAUUAACAUCCAGCCACCAUUAAUCGUCCCCUCAGAGCUCUUCAGCCAAAACUGAUCGGCAUCCUCCUCGCCAUAGCAACAGAGACAGAGCUGAUGAUGCACUAGAGCAACAUCCCCCGUCUCCAGGCUCCAGGGGGUCCCAUGGGCCCCUUUUUCACCCUCACCCGCCCCACAUGGGACCUCAGAGGGACACCAGGAGCUCAGCAGCAGACCUGUGUGUGAUGACAGGCCCUGCUCUAUUACACCGCCUGUCUCAUAUCCUUAAGAGAAUCAUCUCUUUAAGUAAUUACAUUUCUGCAUCAAUGCAUGGAAAAGCAGGCGCGGCGAAUUUCUCCAGGGACCCAUAUUAAUCUCAAACGUCUGAGGUUCCCCAGAAGCCUGGAUUCUACAUUUUUAGAGGUGCUUUUUGUAUUUAGAAUAAAAAAAAAACAUCCUUAUGCAGAAUCAGGAUGUUAUUCCUUCUGCUGUUUGGAUUUUAAGGCACAUGGUUUUGUCAAAAAAAGAAAAAACCCUCAGAACUUGGAGACGACUCAAAAGAUCUAAGAGCUUGAAGAGCUGCCCCAUUUUAGUCUGGGAAAGUAGGUCUAGUGUAGCCCGCAGCGCCUCAAUUGCUGCUUCCACAGCCAUUGUGUGUGAGCUUUGGAUUUGGAGGAGAAUAGAGCACACAUCAGCUCCAACUCUCCCUCCUCCAGGCCACAGCGUUUUUCUCUGCUCCUCUAAUUCCCUGCAUGCGUCUCUGUUAUAAAGCCGAGCUGCAGUCUCGCUCUCCACGGGCUCCUCUGCUCCUUGACAAGGUGAAACCCGCCCUCAAACAGCUGUGCCUCGGGCCCGUCUGCUCUGACCGGAAACUAAAACUGACAUCAGGACUAAUAUGCAGUUUGAACACCCAGUGAGGAACAUCUACAUCUGAAAACGUCCAAACCAAAAAUCUGUUUCACUUUGAAUCGACGAGCUGUCUUUGUUUGAUUAUACAGAGGCAUAUUUUUAAUCAUUUAAACAUGACAUAGUUCAUCAUGGUUUCAUCUCACUGUUUUUAAUAAGGAAAGGGCUGUUUAAAAGGUGACUUUGGACCUGUCCUCUGCUGAAGGUGACUGUAGAGGAGACAGAGGGGCUCUCCUGUGGUCCUGUGACAUUCAGAGGCCAAAUAUUGAUCAAGGGAAUUAACCCUCUUCUGCCAGCCAAAACACACAGGAACCCAGCCAACCAAAUCCGAAUGAACCCGAUGAUGGUUGUGAAUUAACAUAAAAGUCCUCCGUUCAGCAAUAAAAAGACUAACCCAUGAGGAAUAACUCACCCAGGGUUGAUUUUGGAGAGAAUCUUUCAUUUGAGUCACUGCUCUUUGUUCUGUUUAACAACUGACUGCAUUGUGUGUCUCUCUUCUGUAGAUUGUGGUUUGAAUGUCCACAAACAGUGCUCACCUCUGGUCCCCAACGACUGCAAACCAGACCUACGACACAUCCGUAAAGUGUACAGCUGCGACCUCACGACCCUGGUGAAGGCCUACAACACAGCGCGGCCCAUGGUGGUGGACAUGUGCAUACGAGAGAUCGAGUCCAGAGGUUUGUUUAGGACAUCUGUCUGUGCUUAUGUCAAAGUGUUUAGGUAUCAUCUCUAUGGGACUACACCCAAACAGUCUGCUGGAGUAAGAUGGAUAAGGGGAUACUGUGUGAAGGAUUUUAGCUAAAGUGCUGCAAACUAAACAAGAGGAAGAAUUAUGGAGGCCAAGUCAAGACAAAUUGAUAAAAACCUAACAAGCCACAUCAUACGUAAAUGUGAAAUUUGGUCAAAUCUGGUAACCUAAAAUUGACAGUGACUCACAGCUAUGGAUUGAUAAUAGUCUGAGUAUAUAAGGUGUGAUUUCAGAGGAUUAUUUUUGCAAUUAGAAGCUUUUCUUAAAAAACUCCUCUUGAUAGAACAGUUAUCGACUUCAAACCAUCACUCGUUGUUGUUUCAAUGUCAAAUUCUCUCUCAGGUUUGGUAGGUUUUGUCUGAUUUGGUGAAUUUCACUGACCCAAACAGAAGGACUCAAUUUUAUCUCAGAUUUUAAAGCUCCUAUGAGGAGUUUUUGAUGUUUAUGAAAUAGACUGAAAUUUAUACAUAUACGCCUCUUCAUGAUAUCCAAAUGCAAGCAAGACCAUCAUGGACAAGACUUUUGAUUUUUAUGUUGUAAUUUUUAAUCCCUGAAACUGGUGUCAGGGGGUCGGUGUUGGCUGAACAGCUGCAGAAACAGCUCCCUUUUUACAAUUUGCAGGUACAAUUUAGCCAGUAGAUGAUACAUUUGACAGUAAAAAGUUAUCAGAAUGAGAUGUUUUUUGUCAGCAGUCAUUACUUAAGAUUAGAGGACAAGAUAAGCAAAGACUCCUUAGUCCAAAAUGGACACAAAUCAAAAGUUCCUCACAGGAGCUUUAACAUAACUAAAACUGAUCAAAAUAUUCUGAGCAACUCUGAUUUCAACUUUCAAAUGAUACUAUGGACCUAAUGAUUGAUUAACGAUGGAUAAACUUAUAUCUAAAUAACAAUCUAUUCAGUCAAUGAUGAAGUGUCAAUAUCCAAGUCUCUCUCUGCUUUACAAAGACAUCUGAGGUCAAAGGUUGCACACUCUUGCAGGACUUCAUUGCUAGCAUAACCUUUAAACACACCCAGGCUGCAUGUCUUGCAGAGGAGUCCCUUUAAAUGCGAUUCAACACUUCUUUUCUUUACUUAUGAUCCCUGUUUUAAAACACCUUUCCUCUAAUUGUAUUGAAAGUGCAGCAUUCAGAGUCUGAUUACAGCACUAACCGAGUUAAUGAUUUCUGGGUGGUGAUGACUGAGAGGAGUGAUGAGUGUGCUGCUGGUAAUUGUAUGUGUGUAAUGAGGAAUACAUUACUCUGUUUCCUGCUGCCUUAUUUGAUUGCAUUUCAGUUAAAUCAUUCAGCCUUGUAGGAAACUCAUUGCUCCUUCAUUGUGUGCCCUCUAAAACGUGUCUGUGGCUAAGUUUGAUUUAUGUCUUUAUUAUUUUGCCCACUGAUGCGGAAAACUAUUUGCAUCUGCCCGUGUUGUUCCACUGUGUGACAUUGUGGACAUUUUAUCCUUAAUUUCUUAUGCAUAUUUAAGAGCAUUUAAUGGCAUUUUCUAAACUACCCAGGGCGAUGUAUGCAGGUGAAUUUUUCAGCAUUACUCUUGACAGCCAUGGUGAUGACAGAAACGUUGUUUAUUUCCUGUUUGUUCCUCAAGGACUGAAGUCUGAAGGCCUCUACCGGAUAUCUGGAUUCAGCGACUCUGUGGAGGAAGUCAAGACGGCCUUCGACAAAGGUGUGUGAUCCUUUUUGUUCUGCAUGUGUUAUACAGAUUCCUGCCAGCUAUAAACACAGUGAUUGACAUUCAGUGUUUUCAUAGAUUUACUUGAGGCUCAUAUGACAUUUGAAAUUAAUGAAAAAGUGACACAUUUGAGGAGGAUUACAGUCCAUCUGGGAGGGCAGAUCUCAUCCUGACAAGUCGCUCUCACGCAGUGUGGACAGACAGGGAGGGACCUCAGGGGAUACUAACCAUGGUUGUAUUCUCACUGCCUUAAACAUAGCCACUGUAUGAAAAAAACCUCCUCACUGAGUUGAGAUUCAGGAGUAGACUUAUUGAGAAUGAGCCUGUCUUGGCCCAGUGCAGUGUGAAUUUUAACUGUAAGAAAAAAGCCUGCAGCAGUGGACCAAACUCCGAGCCAGAUCGGCAUGUGGGAGAUCAUCCAUGACAGAGUGUCAUUCCAGCUCACAGCUCUGUGAUGUUCAGUCUGCCAGCACAAGUAGGCCAUGGCCUCUCUGCGAAGCAUGCAGAACUGAAGGAAAGUCAGACUUAAACAGGCCAGGCGGAUGAUAGCAGCCACUUUGCAAAAUACAGAGCAGGAGAAGUUUGUUUUACACCCGGGGACAAAAAUCCCUUCAUUCAUAUUCUCCUUUUUUACUCUAUAAAAACUCUAUUUUUUCCUCUUCUUCUCUGUUUUAUACAACCACACAGAUGGAGAGAAGACAGACAUCUCAGUGAACGCCUAUGAAGACAUCAAUAUCAUCACGGGUGCUCUCAAACUGUACCUGAGGGAUUUGCCCGUCCCUGUCAUCUCCUACGACGCUUACCCAAGGUUCAUCGAGGCUGCAAGUGAGUUGUAACUUGACAAAUUAGUCAGUCUAACACACACCUGUUUCAUUCAGUGUAUAUACUGUAAGACUGUAAACACCCAUGAUUAUGGUUCAUAGUCUUUGAAUCUUGUGUUUUCUUCAGUUCAUCUGGAAAGUGCUUUGUGUAGAUGACAAGAGUACUAGCUUAGAAACGCCUGUUCAUGCUGGAAUCCAUGUCAGUCAGUAUUGAGUGUCUUAACGUGAAAAAAAGCUAAUUGGGUCCUUUGUUGGAGUCGCACAUGUUCAGUUUAAGCCCUGUUCACUUUUUGUACCUUCUUUAAAAUGUUGGUUUGAUUGAGACAAAGUGAAACCUCCUCAUGAAUUAGUUCAGAAAAACACUAAAAUGAAUCAAACUUCUCAUUCAAAACUCUCAUCUCCAAAAGCAUACAAACAGCCUCAGACUACCUAUCAGACCAAUGGCUUUUAUGACCCUGCUGGAAAAUGACUGCACUCAUUCUUGGUGGUUUUUGUCUCGGUCAAAGAGUGCAUUAUGUCCUCUCUAAUGCACUCUGUUUCCUCUGUUAUUGUCCAGAGCUCACAGAUCCAGAGAAGAAACUUGAAGCUUUCCGUGAGACUCUAGCUCUGCUGCCGCCAUCGCACAGUGAAACUUUGAAGUACCUCAUGGCGCACUUAAAAAGGUGAGGCACGGUGUGGUUUUAGGAAGGGGGUUGACAUUUCGUUUUUAUGUUUUCAAUCUUCAAAUUCAAUCUUGUAAUUUUGCUUUGGGCGGGCAUGUCAUCAUUUCGAGUUAUCUCUCUGUAGAGCACUCGUAAUACUUUGGGGCGUCUAAGAUUCAUCCUCUUUAGCCUUCUUUUACCCCAAUAACAUUUUGUUUCCACAUUUCAGUCAUGUUAUAUUUCUCUUGUUUCCAGGGUGACACAGAACGAGGAAUUCAACCUGAUGAACGCCGAGAACCUCGCCAUCAUUUUCGGUCCAACCCUCAUGCGUGCACCAAACCAGGACGCCAUAACAGCAUUGAAUGACAUCCGCUACCAGAGACAGGUGGUGGAGCUGCUCAUUAAAAAGGAAGACGUACUCUUCUAA